GUUGCGUUAUCAGAGUAUAAGUCUGGUAGGUAUGUACCAACCUGCUCAUCAAAAGGCGACUUUAACAAAGUGCAAAUAAAAUCUGAAUACUCCUUCUGUGUGGGCUAUAAUGGACGAGAAGUACUAGGCUCCAGAACACCAAAGCCUUUCAAUCCAAGAUGUCAAGAAAAUGUCAACAUUGCCCCCCAAAUGAGGCCAGAUAGAUGUCCUAUUAUGAUCGCUAAUAGUCCACCAUGCAAUGCUGACCAGUGUCAAUCAAAUGGAGAUUGUAAAGGAGGAAAACGAUGUUGCUUCGAUGGAUGCAGUAAUCAAUGUGUUAGCGAUAUGAACGAACCUUCAGCUGAUGUCUGUAGAAAAGAAAUGGACCUGGCAUUGGUUAUCCAACCCUUCCCAAAUAUGGAGAGAUGUUCCUGGACUCGAGUACUGAMUUUCCUUAAAUCUCUGGCCGCCAAGUUCCAAGUAUCGGCCGAUAAAGUCAACAUUGGUAUCGUUUCCAAAGCAAAGAUUCUGAACKCUUUUAAUGCACAAGKUCCUAAGUAUCUCAACUCUGAAGAAAUACAACGAAUUCUGAAUAAUGUUUUCAAUAGCAAGGAAAAGGGCAGUUUGGAGCAGUCAUUGAAGACUGUUGAUGAAAARCUGUUUGGGCCCAAGCAAGGRAAGCGAGCCAACAGAGCUAAGGCACUACUACUUAUAUCUGAUGGACAAGAGCCUAUUGAAGUGAACCAGCGACAGCUAAAGCAAACAGUACAAAGCCUAAAAAACAAGGGUGUUCUUAUAUUUGCUUUCACAAUUGGUACCCAGUCCCCAAGCAAUCAGAUAUCCGCCAUUGUUUCAAGUCCAAGCAACUCGUUCCACGAAAAAUCACUGAUUAAUACUAAUGUUGCUGUACCAUCUUUAGCUAAAGCGCUGUGUACAGAUAAAAAAUGCUCAAAAGUGUUUGAUAUCGCCUUCUUACUGGACGCAUCAGACAGCAUCGGUCGAUCAAACUGGAAUAUAAAGAAACGCUUCAUCAAUAAGGUUCUUGACAACUUCAAGAUAAGUGAACGAGGCGUCCAUGUUGCGUUCAUUGUUUAUAGCAAUAACGCAGAAAUCCUCCUAAAAUUUGAUACCCUGAGCGGUAAUCAAAUCAAUUCCAAGAACGUGGAUAAGUAYGUUGAUAAGAUAAGUUGGACAAAAGGAUAUACUUUCAUAGACAAAGCACUUGAUUUGGCUGAUCGAAAGAUAUUCAACGAAGGGGAUGGGAUGAGAAAAGCUGCUCCAAAGAUUAUGUUAAUCUUAACCGACGGCAAGCAGACACGUGAUCGAGGCCCAUUCACCGAGCCCUCUCUAAUUGCUGAGAAGAUCAAACGUAAAGGAGUUCAAAUAUACUCUGUUGGUAUUGGUGACAGCAUUGACAAGGCUGAACUUAACAGCAUUGCUAGUGAUCCAUCCAAGGUCGUCUUGACUGAAUCUUAUGGGUCUUUGAGUAAUUUAGCUGAUAAUAUCAAGGAGCUUAUAUGCAAAGGGGCAGAUAUUCGGACAGGCAAAUGUCCAAGGCAAUGGAAAGCAAUCUUUGGACAGUCAUGUGAUGGUAGGCCUAAUACCUGCACCGCCGACAACCAAUGCCCGCCUCGCAUGAAAUGCUGUAAGAGUGGAUGCCACAGUCAAUGUGUACUAGCGAGUCAAGUGCGCAUGUCCAGAAAUCUGUCCACUUAAAAUCAGUUUUGUUUGUGGAAGUGAUGGCAUCACGUAUGAUAACGAGUGUCAAAUGAGACGAGCGGCCUGCAGAAAACCUGCGAUGAUAACAAUUCGAUGGCAGGGACAUUGCAAUCGCUGUUAUAAAUAUGACUGUUCACCAAAACCGUACUCGGCAUGUCAAGUAGUCAACGAAAAACCAGUCUGUGCAUGUCCAGUGAAGUGUUCAACAAAGAUUGAUCUGGUCUGUGGAUCUGACGGCGUCACGUACGACAAUGAAUGUAAGAUGAGACAAGCUGCUUGCAGGAAAGAAAAGAUGAUCACAGUUGCAAGAAAAGGACAUUGUGAUCGGUGCUGGAAAUACGACUGCACCCCAAAACCUUAUUCAACUUGUAAAGUUGAGAAUGACAAGGCUGUCUGCGCAUGCCCAGUGAAGUGUUCAAACAGGGUGGAUCUGGUCUGUGGAUCUGACGGCGUCACGUACGACAAUGAAUGUAAGAUGAGACAAGCUAGUUGCAGGAAAGGAAAGAUGAUCAMAGUUGCAAGAAAAGGACAUUGUGAUCGUUGCUGGAGAUAUGACUGCACACGGAAGCCUUAUUCAAAAUGCAAAGUCGAGAAUGACAAAGCUGUAUGCGCAUGCCCAGUUAACUGUCCCAAAACCGUGAACUUUGUCUGUGGAUCUAACAGUGUCACCUACAACAACGAGUGCUUAAUGAGACAAGCUUCUUGUAGAAGCGGCAAGAUGAUCACCGUUAGAAGAAGAGGACACUGUGACCGUUGUUAUGGUUUCGAUUGCAAGAGACGACCAUUUUCUACAUGUAAGGUCAGGAACGACAAAGCAUAUUGUGCUUGCUCGGUAAAAUGCCCAACAACGAAGGACCUGGUUUGUGGAUCUGAUGGUAUCACUUAUGACAAUGAAUGUAUUCUUCAACAAACGGCGUGCAGAUAUUAUAGGAACAUUAGAAUGCGUAGAAAAGGACAUUGUGAUCCUUGUCACGAUUUUAAGUGCAUACCACCAUACUCAUUUUGCAAAGCUGCCAAUGACAAACCGUUGUGCGCAUGCCCCGAUAACUGCCCUGCCAAGGUGGAUCCGGUAUGUGGAUCAGAGGGACAGACGUUCGAUAAUGAAUGCAAGAUGCAACAAUUUUCAUGCAGGACUGAAAAACUGAUAGUUACGCGACGAAAAGGAGAUUGUGAUCCUUGCAAAGGAUUUGACUGCAGUAGUAUCCCUUAUUCAAGCUGUGAAGCUAUCGAUGAUAAACCUACUUGCACUUGUCCUAAAACCUGUCCUAAAGUCGUCAAACCGGUUUGUGGAUCGAAUAAAAAGUCCUACGACAAUGAAUGCCUUAUGAUGCAAGCUUCUUGCAAUAGAAAAAUGUUAAUAACAGUUGCACACGAGGGUAAAUGUGAUCCAUGUGCUAAUGUUAAGUGCGAAAGAAGGAUACCUUACUCAGUKUGUAAGGUCAUUAAUGAGGAACCUGUAUGURUCUGUCAGCRWUGCGURUCCGACAUUAAGGAUCCAGUUUGCGCAAGCAAUAAGCAAACGUAUUCCAGURAGUGUAAGAUGCAAGAAGUCUCCUGCAAAAUUCGWCAGACUUUAUCAGUGGAAUCCAAAGGGAAAUGCCCUUGCGAUGCCAUUGUAGACUUAGGGUUCCUGGUAGACUCAUCUGGAAGCAUCGGUCGUAGAAACUGGCAACGAAUGAAGGACUUYRUAAARCUCAUUAUCAGAAAAUUYAAAGUUGGACCGGAAAAGACACACGUAUCGAUUGUAGAAUACAGUACUAACCCAGCAGUUGCWUUCAAGUUUAAUUCGCUAAGAGGGAAYCAAAUCACAAUUGAAAAUUACGAUAUACURGUUGAYAAAAUGGUAUGGCAACGUGGUUUUACGUAUAUCGAUAAAGCAUUGAUUCUUGCUGCAAGGGAGGUAUAUACUGUAGCAUCAGGAAUGAGAGACGAUGUUGAAAAGGUACUGAUUGUGUUUACCGACGGCGAGCAAACUAAACGCGGUGAAUGGACGCCAUUAGUUGAAGCAUCGUCGUAUGUUAAGAACAAAAAUGUCAGAGUGUACGCCAUGGGAAUCGGUAAACGCGUCUCGAGAAGCGAAUUGAACGAGAUUUCAUCUCAUCCUGUAAGAAACGUCUUUGCUGCCCCAUCUUUCAGGAGUCUGGUACCAAAAGUCCAGGAAAUCAUUGAUAGGGUUUGCUACCCAGAUCCUUGUGACACMGUUGUUUGUUCCAAGCCUCAUUCCGUGUGCAAUGUGAUUGACGAGGUGCCUAUWUGCCAGUGYCCUCUCAACUGUUCAACUACMAARACUCCCGUCUGUGGUUCAGAUGAUGUCACAUACGAUAAUGAAUGUUCACUAAAAAAAUCAUCAUGCGAGAAGGGAGAGUUUAUUAAACUUAUUGAUCGAAAACCUUGCAAAUGUAAAAUCAAAGUAGAUUUGGCCUUUGUGGUCGAYUCAUCUGGAAGCAUUGGWAGGARAAACUGGGKUCGCAUGAAACAAUUUCUAUCUGACAUCGUCCAACUCUUCCAUGUGGGACCAGAYRGRACCCACGUUGCCAUGGUAAUGUAUAGUACGUCACCURAGGUGGUAUUCAAGUUUAACACCUUAAAAGGAUCGAGGUUAACAGCAGAAGAAUACGGAAAACUCAUUAUGCGUAUGCGCUGGAUGCGAGGGUUUACUUUCAUCGAUAAAGGAAUACAAUUAGCUAAUAGGGAGGUGUUCACAACAGCUGCUGGUAUGAGAGGAAAAGAUGUUCCUAAGGUGUUAUUAGUAAUUACUGAUGGUCACCAGACAAAGGACCAACCAGGCAAGCCUUACACGCCAUUGAGUAUCGCGUCAAAGCCAGUAAAAGACAAGGGAUUUGCAGUUUAUUCCUUGGGUAUUGGGAAGAAAUUCGACAAGACGGAGUUGCAAGAUAUCUCAAGCAAUCCACUUAGGAAUGUAUACACUUCUACCUCGUUCAAGGGUUUGAAAGAAAAAACACAGAGCAUUGGGCAGUCGUUCUGUCCUGAGGCUGUUGACCGAUGCGAGGGUGUUAAGUGUACCAGACCGUAUGCACACUGUACUGUAGAAAAUGACAAGCCUGUAUGUAAAUGCGUGAAAUGCUACAACGAUGCUGUAAGACCAGUGUGCGGCUCAGAUGAAAAUACCUACGAUAAUGAAUGCCAGUUGAAAAAAUUGUGAUACGACGAUGGAUAUCGUGUUCAUAGUCGAUUCUUCAGGAAGUAUCGGAAGGCGAAACUGGGAAACCAAGAAAAAAUUCUUAGUGUCGAUGACAGAUGACUUCAAUAUCGGCCCAGCCGGUACUCACGUUGCUGUGGUAACGUACAGUACUGAUGCAGUCGUUGAAUUCGACUUUAAUAAGCUUAAAGGAGCGGAUAUCAGUAAGGAUAAUUAUCACAAACUAAUAAAAGCCAUGAAGUGGACUCGUGGAUUCACCUUUAUUGACAAGGGACUCAUGCUUGCUGCUGAAAAAAUUUUCGAUACAAAAUAUGGAAUGAGGCCACCAAGUAUACCUAAGGUUGCCUUGGUAAUAACAGAUGGAAAGCAAACAAAAGAUCGAGCUUCCUACACCCCUCUCUCGGAAGCAUCUGCUCUUCUUAAAAACAAAGGCGUCCAUGUUUAUUCCUUCGGUGUGGGAAAGAAUGUUAAUAAGGAUGAAUUAAAUAAAAUUGCUAGCCAUCCAAAGAAUGAUGUCUUCCAGGCAAAAUCGUUUGAUGAUUUAGGACAACAUCUGCAAAAGAUCAUAGACAACGUCUGUAGAAAAGAUCCCAAAUCACAAUUUCAYCACAGAUGAAAAUUCAUGGCUUAGCAUAUAUCAAUAGCUAUUUCACAGCAUAUACUACAAAGAGCUCCUAGCUUGGCUGAACUUGAAACGCUUAUCGUAUAGGACUUGAAUCAGUUUUCCAUAUAUGGACGUUCUUGUCUAAAUAAGGAAUUCCGAUGUAUUUUCGCGUGUUUUGAGGGCGUGAGCAAGACAAUUCUUGCAUCAAUAUGAUAUGACGUGAAUAUUUUAUAUAUAUAUGUCGUUUUAAGUUCUAUAUGUUUUCAAGGACUGGUUACAGAGAAAAUGUAUUCCUAUAUGAGCUCAAUUUUCUGGAAUCUGGAAAAUAUAAGUAAGUAGUAUUUUCAUUUUCCUUUUUAAAGCCCUUAUCAUCGAUAAGUAACAAAAAGACUUUAGUUAGUGAGUGUAAAAAGUACAUUUUACUGCAGUUUACCGCUUGCGAAUCGUAUUUAUAGAGAAUGAAAUAGAAAUCGUUAUGCAUUUUAAUCAAAAUCUAAAUACUUUAUAUAUAUUUUUUUUUAAAUUACAGAAUAAUAUCGAUGA
Messenger RNA from Exaiptasia diaphana, 6005 nucleotides. RefSeq lists its product as uncharacterized. Gene Ontology annotation, molecular function: peptidase inhibitor activity; protein binding. Gene Ontology annotation, cellular component: extracellular region. NCBI's taxonomy places the organism in Eukaryota, Metazoa, Cnidaria, Anthozoa, Actiniaria, Aiptasiidae. The record is from RefSeq and is a predicted model, not a curated record.